This is a messenger RNA of Meloidogyne enterolobii, 498 nucleotides long. The record is from the annotation of a GenBank genome assembly. Lineage: Eukaryota; Metazoa; Nematoda; Chromadorea; Rhabditida; Meloidogynidae.
AAUGAGUGAGAGCGAAAGAACUCGUCCACGUCCCAGUCCUCGAUGGAGAGAACCGUUAGUAGAUGAAUAUAUUAAUGUGGGGGAUCAAACAACAUCAUCAGAAACCAGAGAUUUCGAAACUAGAGCAAAAACAAUAACAACAAUAAAUGGAGAAGAAAAUAAAACUUUUCCGGAAAAUGUUUCCGGAAAAUAUAAUUAUAAUGGGUUAGAGAAGGAAAAAGAAGAAGAGGAAAGAAGUUGGGAAAGAAAAAGUUGGACAAAACAGGAACGAACAACAACAAGAGAUGGAUUAGAAGAAGAAGAAGAACGCCCUUUCUUCUCAGAAGAAUUUUAUCAAGCAUUUCCUCAUUUGAGGCCUUCAACAAAAACAACUUUUAUAUCAACUAAUCAAACACGCCCUUUUGUAACUUCGCCUUCUUCAACGUCAGAUCCACCACCAAAACGCUUUUCAGAGGCGCGAGCGUGCGAAAAAUUUAAUAAAAAAAUUUAAAAAAUAAA